Cladocopium goreaui is the source of this 1020-nucleotide messenger RNA. NCBI's taxonomy places the organism in Eukaryota, Dinophyceae, Suessiales, Symbiodiniaceae. The record is from the annotation of a GenBank genome assembly.
AAAUUUACUGCUACUUGGGAUUUGCCAACAAUAUUUUCCAAUGCGAAAUCUUCUGGAUCGUUUCGGUUAAUUUCUAGCAAAGAACAUGGGACCAAAGAACGGACAUAUUCGGCCAAUUUGUCACCAAAAAAAUAUGUUUGUUGGCAUGUUAUCCAUUCGACAUUGUCGGCUGUAGUUGAUUGGUUGGUGCAAGUGCUUGGGCACCAGCACCAUGAACUAUAUUAGACAUUGAAUUAGGUCAUCCCCUGAAACAAAAACAGGCAACAUGCAUGCUUCAGAUGUUAAUGCACGUUUUCGGACCGUUCGUUUUGAAUCGUGUUUUCACCAUUGUCAAACUGAUGAUUGGCAAAACCGAUUUACCGACCUCCAGACAUCAACAUUUUAUCAUCAACAUUUGCACAAUCUGCGUGUCUGUCCCAUGGUGGCAAAAAUCAUAGGACACUACGAACGUGCAUUGAAAAGGGCACCUGGUUUCACGACCGGAACCGUUGCUGGUGUGUUGGGGUUCAUUGGCGAUGCUUUCGCGCAGCACGUCGAGCGGACAGGUUCUGGCCAGCAUAGCGUUGCCUUUGACGUUCGCAGAAGCUCUGCUUUUACAGUAUACUCUCUGUGCUGGGGAGCGUUUGGUCUGCGGCCAUGGUUGCAUCUGUUGAAUGACAAGUUUCCAGGGAGCUCCGUGCAAGCCGUCUGCCAAAAAGUGGUUCUGCAACAAUUCUUAUGGAAUCCAAUCGUUUAUUUGCCUACAUUCUACAGCUUCAAUGGCUUGUACCGUGGGCAAAAUUUGGAGUCAUUGAUUGCCAAAGUUCGCAAUGAAUACGUCAAUUGUUUGCUCUACAUUUGGAAGGUUUGGUUGCCGGUGUCGAUCGGCAUUUUUGCCUUUGUACCUGUGCGGCAUCAGGUUGCUGUAAACUUUCUGGCAAAUCUGAUUUGGAACACCUUGAUGUCCUUGUUCUACAAUGAACAUCGACUACAAGAGGACAGUGAGUGAGGACUGCUUGUUGGAACACUUCAGGUCAAAAC